This is a messenger RNA of Vigna unguiculata (cowpea), 1136 nucleotides long. RefSeq names its product beta-carotene isomerase D27-like protein (gene D27). Gene Ontology annotation, molecular function: iron ion binding; cis-trans isomerase activity. Gene Ontology annotation, cellular component: plastid. Gene Ontology annotation, biological process: strigolactone biosynthetic process. NCBI's taxonomy places the organism in Eukaryota, Viridiplantae, Streptophyta, Magnoliopsida, Fabales, Fabaceae. The record is from RefSeq and is a predicted model, not a curated record.
UCUGCCUCUCACUUCUUCCUCUGUUAACAUUCUUAAACAACAACCACCAUUCCUUAUUUUUCUCUCACUCCAAACUCAUAAAAUUCACAAAUGGUCGCAAAUUCCUUUAGGCUCAACAAGACUUCACCACUAUGUGCCACUCAUUGGAACCCCACCAAACGUAAACUACAACACCCUUCUGUGGUUGCAAUGCUCAGAAGACCUUCAGACACCAUUACAGAACAAACAACAAAAACUAAUGCCUACAAAGAUAACCUCUUUGAUCGUUUAGCAAUAAACCAUCUUUCCAAAAACGUUCAAGAAGCCACAGGACUUAGUAACAACAAGAGCGGGUACGAAAGCUUGGUUGAAGCAGCUACUGUGGCUAAACAAAAAUUUGACCCUAUUCAGCAGCAAGAGGUUAUCAUUCAAGCACUGGACAGAGCCUUUCCCAGGCCAAUACUUUCAUUCAUAAAGAGAGUGGUACCACCAGCAUCUAAAUUUUCAAGGGAAUAUUUUGCCGUUUUCACCACUUUGUUCUUUGCCUGGUUAGUCGGUCCUUGCAAGGUGAGAGAAUCGAAAGUCAACGGCAGAAGUGAAAAAAAUGUAGUCUACAUCCCAAAAUGCAGGUUUUUAGAGGAGACGAAUUGUGUAGGCAUGUGUAUCAAUCUUUGCAAAAUGCCAUCUCAAACUUUUAUAAAGAACUCUCUGGGAAUGUCACUCAACAUGGUACCCAAUUUUGAUGACAUGAGUUGUGAGAUGAUAUUUGGAGAGGAUCCUCCAGCAUCAACUGAUGAUCCAGCACUGAAGCAACCAUGCUAUAAACUAUGCAAGGCAUAUAAAAAUCAUGGGACCAACUGCCUCAGUUAAUGCAGAGGGUGAACAUGGAUGGAACAAGAGUGUCUCCCACAUUCACAUUGUCUGUGUGCUGCCAAAGCUCAGACUCAUCAGCCAUAGUUUCUCUCAUUAAGAAAACAACCAAGUGCUCCACCGCACCUCCAACCAAUCAUUUGCAAGUAGAUUUCCAUCAUUUUACUACUUUCAAAUUAAUCUUCUUUCUUCUGCAUUUCGAAUAUAUAAAGAAAACCACCAUAAUGUUUUUGUCCUUUCCCUAGCUACUAUAUGUAGUAUUGGAACAAAAUUUUCGUGUGAUUAAA